GAUUGUGACGUCACAACUAAUCCUUCGCGAUCGCAAACUUUUGUAAAGCACGCGUUUCUUGCUAAGAAAAAUGGCAAACCCUCUAACGCAGAUAAUAUGGGACUUGGCUGAGUCAAUUCUGUCGAAACCUUCUGAACAGCGCGAUGACGCCGAUCUCGAACAUAUUAUUUGCUGGUUCAGGCAACGAAGCCCUCUCUUCAAACUCCUUGAGGACGAUGCACUACUGGAUAUAAUAAAAAAUGUGACUCUGACGAGAUAUCGAAAAGACAAUAUUAUCAUGAGACAGGGCGAGAAAGGCAACUGCUUUUACAUCAUACUCAAAGGUAGUGUAUCUGUGUAUGCCAAACAGGAUGGUGACGGAGAGGCCGCCACCCAUCACGAACAAAGCGUGCGCAGCCAUAAGGAACGGCUCUUGCUGUUUGGAGCAGAGCUUUCUUCUUUGCGCGCAGGGCGCAGCUUCGGCGAGAUGGUGAUGGUCGAUGAGAGGAAAGAGCGCAAUGCAACAGUCAUCGCAGAUGAGGCCACUAUGCUUAUCAGUAUAGACGAGAAGCUUUAUGAGCGCUCCCUUUACUAUUACAGCCGCGAAUGGAAAAGAAAGGUCGAAUUUGUUAAGACCUCGCCAAUAUUUGCAUCGUGGCCUUCUACAAUGAAAACAAUGCUUGUAGAAAACUUAAAAGCGCAUCGAGUGAACUUUGAGGCGAUGGUGGUUCGCCAGAACGAACCAUGUGGGAGUGUGUAUUUCAUUGCCGAUGGCCUCGCAAGAGUCACCCUACAGCCAAGUAUUGCCUCCAACCAGUUCCAUGCUUGGAAAAAGGCACCAGCGAGAAAGCAACAUGGUAUACAAGUAGAGGAUCACAAUUCAAAGGAUGACGACGAAGACGUCGCCAAGAUGUUGACCGUGAUACAGAAACGUCGCAAGCGUCAGUUGCUAGGUUACGCAGCGAUGGAGAGGCGCCUGCGUGCACGAACCGUUUGCGUGGCUGUGAUUGGUCAAAAUGACAUCAUUGGGGGUAUUGAGAUGAUCUUGGAUCUGCCCGCGUACUGUGCAAGCGUCGAGUGCUUGGAGUCCCUUGAAUGCUACGAGCUGGACAAGGCCAGCUUCCAUCGUCUGGCCGUGAAGCGUAACCCUGAAACGCUAAAGAUGAUAGGCAAAGUUGCACUUACAAAACUGAAAAUGCGCGCGGAUCGACUAUCAAUGAUACCACUUUAUCAAUUCUUGGUAGAAAAGGCUAAAACCGUGACAUUGGAGACUAACAAGACAAAGCACCACGGGAAAAAGCGUAAGUUGGCAUUAGCUUCUGUUGGUAGAACCGUGACAUCCCUUGGCAUUGUAAAAUCCAACACUGUAAAUAAAGGCAAGCUGCUCGAGAGGUUGACCCUCGGGUCGCCAGCUACAGGUGGUCGCACGAGUGAGAGUGUUCCUGCAAGACCAUCUACCGCACCUUCUACCGGCGGCGGCGAGGAUGGCAAAAAAGGCGACUCGAAACGGCGCAACAAAAAGGAUAACAAGAAACAAUACACAGCAGAAGAAUUCCGCGCAUUGAAGAAGAAAGUUCAGUCUACUGGUAAAAUGAUUGGUCGAGUAUCUGAUUAGAAAAAUAUGAGAAGGACGACGUCUGUCAAAUCAAUGGAUUUAUUAAAAUACAGUUUGUUAGAAGUUGAUUUAUACAGUAUUAUCUUCACAAAUAAACACAAUUAUAAUAACUGAAUGAUAUUAAUUAAGAAAACAGAAAAAUAAAGUUCUAAUUUCUUAUUAUA
Nematostella vectensis (starlet sea anemone) is the source of this 1758-nucleotide messenger RNA. RefSeq lists its product as uncharacterized. The transcript is spliced from 7 exons. Lineage: Eukaryota; Metazoa; Cnidaria; Anthozoa; Actiniaria; Edwardsiidae. The record is from RefSeq and is a predicted model, not a curated record. The coding region runs from base 71 to 1594 and encodes 507 amino acids.